CAUCCAUGGAUCUGGGAGCAUGAGGACGAUGGGAGGAUCUGGAUUAGGUUCUGUAAAGGUUGUGAACAUCUCCUCCUACAGCUUCACUGUCACGUGGACAGCAUCACAAGGGAUGUUCAAGAACUUCACGGUGAUCAGAAGAGAGCCACGGACAGGGGGUGACGAAGAUGACCAAGAGGAGUUUGAAGACGAAGCUCUUGAAGGAGGCAAGGGCUCCACAGUUAAGAACACAACUGAAAUCCAGGUACAGAGUGAGAGCACCAACACAACCAGUAAAGCUAUUGGAUCUAAAGGCAAAGCUGAAACAAAGAGGAUCUCUAUGGUGGUCCCUGGUAGCGUACGCUCUGUGGAGUUCAGCAACCUGAGGGCAAACACAGGCUAUGUCCUGCAUCUGUAUGGCACUGCAGCUGAGAGGAGAUCAAAGAUCCAUAGAGCAACUGCAAUUACAGGUCCUGAGCCAGCCACAGAGAUGGUUUUCAGCAAUGUAACAGAGUCUUCUAUCACUGUUUCCUGGUCCAAACCAAAGGCGGCAUUCUCUAGCUUCAGGGUCAUGUUCACCAACAUCGUCACAGGGGAGAGCCGCUUUGUGACAGUGGAGUCGCAGCGAUCGUAUGUGGUUCUGUCCAAGCUGUCUGCUGGAUCCUCCUACAUUAUCACUAUAACUACUACACAAGGCAGAGCCCAGAGUGACGCUCUCACAUCCCUUAUCACCACAGUGCCCGCUCCUCCAACACAUCUGCAAGUUGUCAAUGUGACAGAUACCAGAGCUGUGCUGCAAUGGACAGCCAGUCUGGGGAAAGUAGACCGGUUCAUCAUCAGCUAUGAGUCCUCCAAGACUCCUAAUGUGACAGUGACUGUGAUGCUGUCUGGAAACUCAGUGGAGCACCAGCUGAAAGGCCUGCAGAGAGGCACCCUGUACACAGUCAAAGUCCUGAGCCAGAAGGACAGUCUGCAGAGCAUGGUCAUCUCAACUACAUUUACAACAGCUCAUGUGGUUAAAGCCAGUGAGGUGGGUGCCCGCUCUGCUGUGAUAGCAUGGAGAACUUCCACUGUUGUUUAUUACAGCUACAGACUGAUCUACCAGGUGGCAGGAGAGGACACAAAGGAGGUGAUCCUGGACCAGUCCAUCACAGAGUAUAAGUUGACAGGGCUGUUGCCAAUGUCACGAUAUAUUGUUCUGGUACAAGGCGAGAGAGAUGGACAAUACACAUCUGUUGUCACCACAGAAUUCCUUACAGGCAAAGCGCGUUUCCCUUUCCCCACUGAGUGUUCUCAGGAGCUGCUGAAUGGAGCUCUGCAGUCAGGUGAAGUGGAUAUCUACCCGCUAGGAAAAGAGGGACAAGCAGUCAGAGUCUACUGUGACAUGGAGACUGAUGGAGGCGGCUGGACGGUGUUCCAGAGGAGGAUGAACGGGAAGACAGAUUUCUACAGAACAUGGAGUGAAUACAGUGCCGGCUUUGGAAACCUCAGCGAAGACUUCUGGCUCGGGAACGAGCUCCUUCACAAUCUGACCAGUGUCGGCCCUGUGAGUCUGAGGGUGGAUAUGCGAUCUGGAAAUGACACCAUAUACGCUCACUACUCAAACUUCUCCGUGGAUUCAGUGGAGAGGCACUACAGUCUUGCAGUGUCUGGCUACACUGGAACUGCAGGUGACUCUAUGAGGUACCAUAAUGGACGCCCAUUCUCAGCCCGGGACAAGGACCCUGAUCCUCUGGGGAUCCAUUGUGCCAGGGCCUACAUGGGAGGCUGGUGGUACAAGAACUGCUACAAGGCCAACCUGAAUGGCCUUUAUGGCAUCAACAGUAAUAAUCAGGGAGUAGUCUGGAUAGACUGGAAAGGUAAAGACUCCUCCGUUCCCUUCGUUGAGAUGAAGUUCAGACCGUCCAGGUUCUCUCCUGCAACUCAUGGCUAAGAUUACAUCAGUCGUCAUUCAUUUGUAACAGAUAAUUAAAGCUCCAGAAAUCCAGAAGACAGUGAAUCCCACAGUUGAUGCAUCACUGCUGGUCACUUUCCAACUGAAAUUGCAUGUACAGUGGGUUCAAUAGCUAUAACAACAGCUAUCAGUACAUUUGAUUCAAUGAGCAACAUUUUUUUUUCUAAUCUGUAUUUUUCUGGAAAUAUACCAAAGGAUUGGAGAAAUGUUUUUUGCAACGUUUUGUAUCUUGUUCUACUAUUCUGCCGGACCCGUCCAUUUCAACACAGUUUUGUAUUGACUCCAAUACCUUUUUGUGCAGCACCAUGGUAUGCCACCCCACUACUACUGUCAUUGAAUAUGCACUGUCUCUCUCCAUUGGAAUAAAUGUGGCUGAUGUGGGUCUGAAGUGUCGAUUUUUUGAUUUUGUUACAGUGAAUUA
Anarrhichthys ocellatus (wolf-eel) is the source of this 2354-nucleotide messenger RNA. RefSeq names its product tenascin XBa (gene tnxba). Gene Ontology annotation, molecular function: protein binding. Lineage: Eukaryota; Metazoa; Chordata; Actinopteri; Perciformes; Anarhichadidae. Gene Ontology annotation, biological process: neuron projection development; regulation of cell adhesion. The transcript has 12 exons. Bases 20 to 1912 code for a protein of 630 amino acids. The record is from RefSeq and is a predicted model, not a curated record.